AUGGAAAGUAUGCCCAAAGCUGCAGAAGAAAAGGACGCCCUGAAAAUUAGCCUAGAGAAGUCUGUUCUGGAAGAAACCAAGGAACAAGAUAUUGCCAGAUGCCAGAGCAUCCUUUAUAAGAUUUUUCCAGAGAAAAGAGAAAUUGAGCCAUUGGAUUCAGACCCUGAAGAAGUCCCAGAAAAUAGCAAACUUUACAUUAAUUCCAGGAAUCUUAAAGAUGCGAAGCUUGCCCAAAGUUUUAAGUGCCUCAAGUUCUUUGAUACAAACUUUGCUGGUUUUUACGGUGUAGAUUCUAAAAAUAGGCACUUUUGAGAUUUCUUAGAAUCCUCAUUCCCAGAUAAAAUUAGUGGGCUCUAUUUUAACUCCUCUAAUAACAUGGAUCUGAAGAGGUCCAAUUACUUAAACUCCUUAGUCAGGAUCAGUUCUAAAGUCCUCCAAGAAGCUACAUUUAAUUCUUUCUGCAUCAGCCUCUCCUCCCUGAAGAGGAUGGUGGCAGCUUACAAACAUGUCAGAGUGUUGGGAUUGUACUAUUUCAAGUUAUCAAUCUCAAGUGCUCCUGAUUUUUCAAAGGCUCUUUCUAACUGCCAGAUCCAGGAACUAGAAUUAUAUGGAUCCGGAUACUCUGAUAGAAGUGACUGGAAGCACAACUUUGACAAAUUCAAGAAUUUGGUCCAAGGAUUAGCAAGUUCUCCAGAUUUAAGGUUGAGUCUCAAAGAGGUAGACAUCACACACUGCGGAAUAAACCAGGAUGAAGUUGAGCAAACUUUUGAAGAAAACCGACUUGGAGGAGUUAAAAUAACUGGUGGAAAAUAACUUUGGCAAA
Messenger RNA from Moneuplotes crassus, 823 nucleotides. The record is from the annotation of a GenBank genome assembly. Lineage: Eukaryota; Ciliophora; Spirotrichea; Euplotida; Euplotidae.